GGUUCAACGACACGAGGAAAAGUGCAUCACCCUCCAUACCCUCCCUCCAUACCUUCUAGUACUGGCUAACAAGAUCCAGCACGCCGUGGAUAAGCCGUUCUUCUCCUCUCAACCCACCCCACCAAGCGAUCGACGCUCUCGGCCAAAAAAAAUGAACACCGCCAGACGUUCACUCACCCACAACCUCCAACGCACCCUCGGCCUUUGCCUCCUCUACUCCUCCCUCGCCCGCUCCUGUCCUCGCCCUUCCGCUUCAUCCAUCCUCCUCAGCACCCUUUCCACCGCCUCGAAAUGUUCACUCUCACAGCACCUCCCACCACAGUCGCCUCAUCACCACGUGCAAUCGCGCCCCAUCUCGAUUUUCACGCGUCAAGAUCCCACUCCGCUGCCUGAAGAAACGAAGUUUUCGAAGGUGGCUUGUAGUUUUGCGCUGCCAAAGGAGAUUGAGCGGGAUUAUCGUGUGGGGAGGUUUUUGGGAGCGGGUGCUUUCACGGAGGUUUUUGAGGUUGUUCAGAAGGAUACGGGUGAGAAGUUUGCACUAAAGUUCCUCCCAAAGGACGACAUCGACCCCAACCUCCAAUACUCCUUCGAAGCCGAAUCCGCGCCACACCUUUCCCACCCGCACCUCAUCAACUACAUCCAAUCCUACGAAACGCCCGUUUCCCCCACCUCCCCACCCGCACUCGCCAUCCUCAUGGAACUCUUCGGCCACCGGCUCCGCUACUUCACCGCCCAGUUCGGUCAGCCAACCGUGUCGCAGGCAAUUGAAUGGGCCGCCCAGCUCGCCUCGGCGCUCGCAUACCUCCACGCCGCGGGAAUAUGCCACGGGGACGUGCGCCCGGCCAACGUGCACGUGGACGGGCGCACGGCGAAACUGAUGGAUCUGGGCACCGCGCAUCAUGUCGGGAGUCGCGGUGAGCAGGGGGUCGAGGCGUUAGACGAGGACGUCCGCGCGCUGGCGAGGGUGGUGUUGGAGAUGGUGGUGGGGAGGACGGCGGAGGAUGGGAAGUUUGAUGCGAGUCAUGUCGAGGGGUUGAGGUUGCUGGGGGAGAGGGAUGUGCCGAUUUCCAGAGAACUGCGAGCGACCCUCCACUCCAUUUUCGACCCCACACGCAAACCUCCUUCAGCAAAAGCCUUUGCUGACUUACUCAGCAAGUCUCAGUAACGUUCACACCUCCUCCCCACCUCGCCUCUACGAGCCCUCGUUAGCCCAUCCAUCUGUCCGCUAUGAUUGGCGGACGAAGACCAUAGAAUCUCUUCAUUCACACACACACUCCGUGUACAUAUCACUCUACAUUUUCCAUCGGAGAAGGCACAUCCCCAGAAAUCAUACUUCA
Fimicolochytrium jonesii is the source of this 1337-nucleotide messenger RNA. Its product is annotated as kinase-like domain-containing protein. The record is from RefSeq and is a predicted model, not a curated record. The transcript has 3 exons. Gene Ontology annotation, molecular function: protein serine/threonine kinase activity; ATP binding. NCBI's taxonomy places the organism in Eukaryota, Fungi, Chytridiomycota, Chytridiomycetes, Spizellomycetales, Powellomycetaceae. Gene Ontology annotation, cellular component: cytoplasm. Gene Ontology annotation, biological process: protein phosphorylation. The coding region runs from base 152 to 1165 and encodes 337 amino acids.